AUGUCUGCCCCCGAGAACGAGACCAAGCCCGUCGAGGAGGUUGCCGCCCCUGCCGCUGAGGAGCAGAAGCCCGUCACCUCUUCGUCUGUUUUCUCCAUGUUUGGCGGCGGUGCCAAGAAGGAAAAAAAGGAGGAGGAGGACCGCGGUGACAACUCUGGCAGUGCCAAGGCCCAGCGCGAGGCUGCGGCUGCUGCUGCCGCCGAUGAGGACCAGGCCCCCGAGUCGGAGGAUGUCCAUUUCGAGCCAGUCAUCCGCCUGACCGAGAAGGUCGAGGUCAAGACCAACGAGGAGUCGGAGGAGCAGGUGUUCAAGAUGCGCGCCAAGCUGUUCAAGUAUGUUGCUGAGACCCGCGAGUGGAAGGAGCGCGGGACUGGCGAUGUCCGUCUGCUCAAGCACAAGGAGAAUGGCAAGACCCGGUUGAUCAUGCGUCGUGAUCAGACCCUCAAGGUUUGCGCCAACCACUACAUUGUGCCCGAGAUGAAGCUUUCCCCCAACGUUGGCUCUGACCGCAGCUGGGUGUGGAACGCCUCCGCCGAUGUCAGCGAGGGCGAGCCCGAGGCUGUCACUCUUGCCAUCCGCUUCGCCAACUCGGACAAUGCCAACCAGUUCAAGGAUGCCUUCAUCAAGGCCCAGAAGGAGAACGAGGCCCUGAGACUGGCUGCUGAGGCCGCUGCCGAGAAGACUGAGGAGGCCAAGGAGGAGACUAAGGAGGAGGCCAAGGAGGGGGAGAAGAAGGAGGAGACUGCCUAAGCAAAAAAAGAAAAACUUCUUUUGAUUGUUUAUGGAAAAUGAAUGAGCUCAGGAUUAAGUAAACAACCACAUCAAGAUCCCAAAACCACUACCCCCCAAGACUAUUACCCCCAAGCGAUGGAGUAUGUGGAAUAUGGAGAAGAAGGAGGGCUGGAUUACAAUUGCGAAUGUCAUGGUAUGGAUUCUACUCCGCCCCCCCCCCCUUUGGGCCUGGUGGAAUACAUCAGCCGUCCCUCAGCGAAGACGAUGAACAGCAACAUAGCUGUAGAUAGAGGAAUUACGUAGCAUCAAGUUUUCUGUUCGAC
Molecule: messenger RNA, 1055 nt
Organism: Podospora pseudocomata
Lineage: Eukaryota; Fungi; Ascomycota; Sordariomycetes; Sordariales; Podosporaceae
Gene: sbp1
Product: Ran GTPase binding protein Sbp1
Exons: 2
Coding region: 1-750 (249 amino acids)
Biological process (GO): nucleocytoplasmic transport
Cellular component (GO): cytoplasm; nuclear pore
Molecular function (GO): GTPase activator activity
Source: RefSeq, a predicted model, not a curated record